UUUUCUUUGUGGAAACAUCCUUCUGUCCAGCAUGCUCUCUCUCAGGUUCAGUAGUGAUGCAUCUGGGUGAUAUACGUUACAUGCAUUUGUAUUCUUAUCAAAAGUCUCAACAAUUCAUAUUAAUCUGUUGUUGCAGAUAAUAAUAAUGUCAUUGUCAUCUUCUUAAUGCUUGUGCGGGCUAUCUGUCUUCAUUCUUAUCAUCUCGUGUUUGUUGGUUUCAUACCAAGUUUAAUUAUGAAUAGACAACUUACUUUUUGGCUUUCUAAGUAAGCGUUUAUUUUUCAAUCUUCAGGCAAAAGCAGCAUGUGUAUUGAUUGAUUUAUGCUUUGGACCAUUAUCACCAUGGAUAUAUACAAUUACUGCAAAGGUUGAUCUUGCAAUUGAACUUCCGGAGGACCUCUUGUUGUUAUUCAAGAUAGGAUGAUGAUGUUAAAGUAAUAGCCAGAACUGUUGGAUUGCACCGUCUGAUCUCGUUAAAUUUUUAUCCGUUUCUUCAAAAAUAUGUUCAGCCUCAUCAACGUGAUGUCACCGAUUUGCUUGCUGCAGCUGUCCAGGCCUGCCAUGAUAUGGUUGUGCUUUUUUUACUGUAGAUUUUCUAAGCGUUCAUAGUCAAGGCAUGCUGUUCCCAGUUCUGUUCUUCAGAUAGAAGAACUCAUCGAAGUUGUUUUUAUUUGAAUAGUACCUCCUGAUGCGGUUGAACCCUUAUUUAAACAAAUUGUGAAUCAAUUUGUGCAUGAUCGUUCUCGCACAGAGGCCAUUGCUGUUGGGCUGAAUGUUGUGAGGGAGAUCUGUAUCACGAUGCCUUUGUUAAUGAAUGAAGAUCUGCUUCAAGACUUGGUCUUGUACAAAAAAUCACAUGAGAAGGCAGUUUCUUCAGCAGCUCGCUCCUUGAUAACUUUAUUCAGAGAGAUAUGCCCUUCUUUAUUGGUCAAAAAGGACCGUGGCCGUCCGGUCAAUCCCAAAGCAAGGCCAAAAGCAUAUGGAGAAGUUAGUAUAGCUACUGAUGUGCCUGACAUAGAGUUGCUGGAACACGUUGAUAACUCGAUGACUGACAGUUCUGAUGCUGAGGCUUCUGCAUCAGAUUUGGAUGAUGAGUAUGACAGUGAUGCUGAGACAGACAAAGAGGAUGAUUCUUUGGAAGAUGAAGAAGAAGAGGAUGAUGAGGUUUCAGAUGAAAAAAAUGAAGAAGAUUUAGGUAACAGUGAUAACAUUGAUGGGGAGGAAGAUGAUGGUGAUGAUCUUGAUGAUGAUACUGAUGAGAAUGCUGCCUAUGAUGAAUAUGAUAGUGAUACUAAAGAAGAUGUGGAUCUUAGUGAUGAUAAUAUGGAUAUCUCCAGUGAGCUAGAUGCAUCAAGGAAAAAGUCUUCUAAUGACAUCUGCAAUGAUGAUGACCUCAGUAAUCAUGAAUGCGCUUGUGAUGACAACGAUGAAAUAAAGGAAGAGGAGAAGGCCAAAUCAAAGAAGAGGAAGUUUGCGGCAAGGUCCGCAAUACCGUACCGUACCGGAGUUUCGAUCUGGGCUCGGUAUCGGUACGGUACGGUAUACCGAGCGGUACACCCAGGUGUACCGCUCGGUAUAUUUAGACGUGCCGAGCACUGUAGUACUGCUACAGUGCUACAGUGUUGCUACAGUAUCGAAACGGUAACAGAUGGUCCGCGUACCGGAAGCCUGUCGGACCGGUACAUACCGCCCGUACCGGGCGGUACGGACCGGUACUGCAGACCAUGGUUUGCGGAUUAUGUUGGACAACUGAAUACUUCAGAAUCAAGUCUUCGCACUCUUAAAAGACUAACAAUGGCCAAGAUGUCACAGAAAGCUUCAGAUGAAACAGAUGGAAUUCUUUCUAAUGAAGAUUUUCAACGUAUAAAAGAGUUGAAGGCAAAGAAAGAAGCAAAGCUGGUUAUGGCUCAGCAAGGUCUUUUGAGAAAGGGUAUAGACUCGAAAGUCUCAUCUUUCAAAAUUCCCUCUUCUGAGCAAUUAAGUAUAAAGCCAGUGGAUCCUGCUAUGCUAGAGGUCCACAUUAAAAGAAAGCUUAGCAAGGAGGAACGAUUGGCCCUAGUAAGAGCUGGGAGAGAGGAUAGAGGAAAGUAUUAGGCCAGAACUGCUGUGAAACAAAAAAAGACGGGUGAUCUAAGCAAUCGCCAAAAGGAACAUAAAAAGAAGAUGCCUCUUUCUGCCAAAAGAGCAAAAGUAGCUCGCUCUAGGCAGGAGAAAAAACAGCAGCAAAGGCGGUCAGGCAAGCAGUUCCAGGGAAGGAAAGCAUGGAAGUGACAAAAUUUCAUAGCUUCCUAAAAUUUCAUGGCUUCUUAAAGUGACAAGAUUUCGUAAAAUUUUGACCCCAUGCAGUUUCUUCCAUUAGAAAAUUUCAUUUCAAAAGUUAUGAUUUCUGCUUAGAAUUUUGAUUUAUUUUCUUCUGUUGUGUAAAUCUUUAGCUGAUUUCAGAUGAGCUCUAUGUAAAUCAAAGCUGCCUUUUGUCUUAGUUGAAUGC
Musa acuminata AAA Group (dessert banana) is the source of this 2488-nucleotide messenger RNA. RefSeq lists its product as uncharacterized. The coding region runs from base 799 to 2094 and encodes 431 amino acids. Gene Ontology annotation, cellular component: nucleolus. Gene Ontology annotation, biological process: ribosomal large subunit biogenesis; ribosomal large subunit export from nucleus. NCBI's taxonomy places the organism in Eukaryota, Viridiplantae, Streptophyta, Magnoliopsida, Zingiberales, Musaceae. The record is from RefSeq and is a predicted model, not a curated record. The transcript is spliced from 10 exons.